Molecule: messenger RNA, 181 nt
Organism: Cetraspora pellucida
Lineage: Eukaryota; Fungi; Glomeromycota; Glomeromycetes; Diversisporales; Gigasporaceae
Source: the annotation of a GenBank genome assembly
AAAUUAUACUAAUAAUAUAGAAAAGUGGGCCCUUUGGGCUCAUCAACAUUCUUUCUUGUUGCUGCAGAUUACUACAACAAAUCCUUUAGAGUUAUAUCAUAGUAAGCUCAACAAGACAACUUCAAAACAACAUGAAUUUAUUAAUUUAAUAUUUUUACAUCCUAUAAUAAUUAUUUCUUAG